AUGAGAGGGAACCCCGCUACGCCGUCCAAGGCCUGCCAGCCAUGCCGCAUCAAGAGACGAAAGUGUGACAUGCUACGCCCAGGAUGCUCACAGUGUCGAAGAGCGAACAUUGAGUGCGGGGGGUAUCGGGAUGCCUUCUCGUUACGGCUCCGCGAUCAGACGUCCCUUGCCGCUCGCAAGACCCAUGAACGAAUCACCAGGAGUCGGAGCCCAGCGCCCAAAAUUGAAUCUGAUAAGAAAAUUAGCAUGAACGCUCUUAUUACCCGGGAAUUACCAGAUACCCCGGAGACACUAGCUCUAAGCUAUUUCAUGCAUAUUUAUGCACCGACUGGUGCAUUCGAGUACUUGGUCGACGUGUCCGCUACAUAUCUGACUACGGGGUCUCUAGGGGAUGCCCUUCUAGCCCCAUCACUUCUUCUAUUUGCACAAAAUCUUCGUUUACCAUCGGUCCAGUCUCUUGCGCAAUCGCAUUAUGCUAGGGCAUUGAGGUCGACAAAUUCUGCCCUUUCAUCUCCAGAUCUAGCAACAAGUGAUAGUACUCUUUUGGCAGUCUUGCUCCUGAGUUUAUUCGAGGCUUUAGACUUCCAAGGGCGAGCAAUCCCAGUGAAUUGGAAUGCUCAUACUCGCGGGGCCUCCGGAUUAUUACGACUUCGAGGCGAUCGACAGUUCGACAAUUCCCUCGGCCGCCAUUUGUUUCGACAUGCCUCUUUGAACAUUAGGACCCAUUGCGCUCAACUUGGCGUAACAACACCUUCUCUCUUGAGCACACUGGAAUCGGCCCAUCUCGAACAGAUAUACCCUACUGGGCGGACUCGCCAGUUCGGACAAGUGGUCGAUGCCAUUGCAAAUUUGCGGGCCAACGUGAAGCAUCUCUCCGCAAUUGAACACUUGUUCAAGCUUUUUGAGCUGGACGCCGAGCUUGCAACCAUAUUGGACGAUCUGUGGAUAGAUGUUCCUUACGAAAUCGUCGAUGCCACCGCUAUCCAAGGAUCCGUAUACACCUACAAGAAUAAAGUGUAUCGAUACCCGUCUCAAAAACUGGCACGGGCGUGGAACAUGGUCCGGAUAACAAGACUAUUCAUCAUCCAGAUGUUAAGCUAUGCUCUAGCCUCUCCUCGUACACUUGAAUUCUCAAAGGUUGUGCGGACUCGAGUUCAAGAGCUUGUCUCAGUAACUGGCACCGAGUUGAUAUCCGACAUUCUACACAGCGUUCCAUUCGCACUUGAGCUCUCGAUCAACCCGAUAGUCUCGGCCAGGUCGCUUAUUUACCCUUUAUCUGGGAUUGCGGUAUUUGAAUUUGCAUUACCCGACGCUGCCGAGUUUGCUCUCAAUAUAUUAGGGUUUAUUGGGAGGCAGUAUGGUUUUCCGCAUGCCAUUGACUCGGCCAAUAUGAUUUUACAAACUAAAGAUUUAGAGGAUUGGUAA
Penicillium daleae is the source of this 1425-nucleotide messenger RNA. Its product is annotated as Zn(II)2Cys6 transcription factor domain-containing protein. Gene Ontology annotation, biological process: regulation of DNA-templated transcription. Bases 1 to 1425 code for a protein of 474 amino acids. Gene Ontology annotation, molecular function: DNA-binding transcription factor activity, RNA polymerase II-specific; zinc ion binding. The transcript has 2 exons. The record is from RefSeq and is a predicted model, not a curated record. Lineage: Eukaryota; Fungi; Ascomycota; Eurotiomycetes; Eurotiales; Aspergillaceae.